UCUUCCGGCAGCUUCCUGCUUUAAGUUCAUAACGGAGAACCCGAUCUCCGCAGACAAAAGCGGACGAGAAUCCGACUAACGAUAAUUUCUGCAAUCACUUACCAGUCUAUUAUCAUUCCCACAACCUGAUUAGACCAGUUCUUAUUAUUAUAAUCUGAUCUAACGCAGGAUUUGCUGAAGAGCCGGAUCGAACAAUCACCUCACUCGAUGCUCAUCUGGUGUCAUCGCUAACAAUCGUCUGUACAGACACUGACUGUUCGAGCUCAGGGGGUUGAGGCAGAGAUCAGUCAGAGAUCAGAUCUAAGACGAGACGCGGGAAUGUCUGCUAUGAGGACGGAAGAUGCUGCUGACGGGAAGAGCACAGCUAAUGGAGGAGGAGUCGUCUGUCAGGAGGGAGGUGUCACCGUCCUCAGGCCUACAGAUCUCUCUGAGAUGUUGGCGGCAGGAACCAAAGAAGUUCACGAGAAGGCCGAAAACACAGAGUUUGUCAAAGACUUCCUGAGAGGACGCAUCCGUAAAGAGCUCUUUAAGCUCGGCCACGUGGCUUUAUACUUCACAUAUUCUGCGAUGGAAGAGGAGAUCGAGAGAAAUAAGGAGCAUCCUCAUUUCGCGCCGCUCUACUUCCCUCACGAGCUGCACCGGCGAGACGCUCUGGCUCGGGAUCUGCAGUACUUCUACGGCGAGGACUGGCAGAACCAGAUCAGCGUGUCUCCCGCGACUCAGCGCUACGUGGAGCGCAUCCAUCAGGUCGGCCAGGACGAGCCCGCGCUCCUCGUGGCUCACGCUUACACCCGCUACAUGGGCGACCUCUCGGGCGGGCAGGUGCUGAGGAAGGUGGCCCAGCGCGCCAUGAAGCUGCCGCCCACAGGAGAAGGCCUGAACUUCUACGAGUUUGACAACGUCCACAGCGCCAAGGCCUUCAAGCAGCUGUACCGCAGCCGGAUGAACGAGCUGGAGCUGGACACGCACAUCAAGCAGAAGGUCGUGGAGGAAGCCGUCCUGGCCUUUCAGUUCAAUAUGGAGAUUUUUGGAGAACUGGGGGAGGUUGGAAAGACCCUUGAGGACGAUGUUUUGGAUGCUGCUCCUGCUCAUGGCGCUCAUGACGAGAUGCAAGGAGACAUCAGCAAGUGUCCGUAUUAUGCGGCCAAAAUGGCUGCCAGCGGUGGAUCAUCUUACAUCUGUCAGAUGGCAAAGACCAUGCUUAGAAAUCCCUCCGGUCAAGUUAUAUUGGCCGCUUGGAUCGCUGCUCUCGCCGGAUUGGCUGCUUGGUACCUCAUGUGACCUCCUGUGACCCGAUGAGAGGAGAAAAGGGUCAAAUAAUAGAUGAGAACAAACGGUUUGUUCUGCUUUAAAGUCGUGAGGCAUUCCAACGCAUUUCCCUCUUAGUGCAUCCCAUUUGCCCCCUCAUUCUUGGGUAAAUGUGAUUAAUUCUUAAUGUAUGAACAUAGACUGUUUAAACGCAGGACAGCACCUGUCAGUAUUGAUGAUCUUAAAGGAAUAGUUCACCCAAAAAUGAAACUUAGCUGAAGCUUACUCAACCUUAGGCCAUUAAAAAUGUAGAUGAGUUUGUUUCUUCAUCCGAUUUGGUCACUUGCUCACCAAUGCGUCCUUUGCAGUGAAUGGGUGCCGUCAGAUUGAGAGUCCAAACAGCUGAGAAAAAUAUCACGAUAAUUCACAAGUAAUCCACACUACUCUCUCAAUUAAUACCUUAUUGUGAUGCUUUCAUCAGCUGUUUGGACUCUCAUUCUGAUGGCACCCAUUCACUAUAAAGCAUCCAUUAGUGAGCAGGUGCUACAUUUCUCCAAAUCUAUUCCAGUAAACAAACUCAUCUACAUCUUGGAUGGUCUGUGGGUGAUAAUUUUCACCAAUGUUUUAUUUUUGGAUGAACUGUUCCUUUGGAGAUGACUUAGAGCUGCAGAAAUUUGCAUAAUGUUAUUUUUAUAGUUUUAACACAAUAUCGAGUCAAUUUAUGGGCCGAAACAUACUCUACGCAAGUACCUGAACGCAACAGCUUAUGACUACGCAAACUUGAUUUCACACGUCAUAGCAAUCGUGUUGCAUUCUCAUUCGUCACCAUAGGGGGCGCUAUUAGUGCAACUUGAUGACUUGAUUCCUCAGUCAGGUUCUUAUUGGUUUAAUGACAGAUGUGUAAAGGAAACACUUGAGGUUUGGUAUUGCAACAGUACAGCACUUGCGAAACAUUCGCAUACUUGUGGAGAGUAUGUUCGUACAGAAAAGUACAUGAUGGCCCAUUUGUCAGUCAUGCUUUUAAAUAAGAUGUACUAUGCAUACAUGCAGCAUUUACAAAGAAAAGCAGUACUUCUGCAGGCCAGACUACUGAGACGCCAUGUCAGGAAAUGACUGGCGCAACGGUUGAAGAAAAGCCUUUUUGAGGAAGUUUAGAAUGUAAAAGAUGGAAGAAUUGCACCUUAAGGUCAUUUUUGUCUCAUUAUUACACAUAUGUUACAGGUUAUUCUAAACAGAUGGUCAAAGCACAAGAUUUUUGAGGUUUGGUUUCACUGAUGAAAGAUUUCUGAGCCAGAAUUAACUAGUUUUUACUAGUGGUUGAUCUGAAAUUAGUUUUCAGUGGCCAGUGAUAUCUAUAUACACUUCCAGUCAAAAGUUUUUGAACAGUAAGAUUUUUAAUGUUUUUUUAAAGAAGUGUUUUGCUCACCAAGCCUGCAAUAAUUUGAUCUGAAAUACAGCGAAAGCAGUAAUAUUUUGAAAUAUUUUUACUAUUUAAAAUAAGUGCUUUAAAUUUGAAUAUAUUGUAAAAUGUAAUUUAUUCCUGUGAUUAAAGCUACAUUUUCAGCAUCAUUACUCUAUUCACAUGAUCCUUCAGAAAUCAUUCUAAUAUUCUGAUUUGCAGUUCAAGAAACAUUUAUUAUCUUUUUUUAUUAAUUAUCAUCAAUAUUUAAAACAGUUGAGUACAUUUUAUCAGGAUUCUUUGAUGAAUAGAAAGAUGCAAAGAUCAGCAUUUAUUAUUCAGAAACCUGAAAAAAUUCUACUUGUCUUUUUUUUUAACAUAAUAAUAAUAAAAAUAAAUGUUUUUUGAGCAGCAAAUCAGAAUGUUAGAAUGAUUUCUGAAGGAUCAUGUGACUGAAGUAAUGCUAAAAAUUCAGCUUUAAAGUCACAGGGAUAAACUGUAUUUUAAAAUAUAUUAUAAUAGAAAGCAGUUAUUUUAAAUAGUAAAAAUAUUUAAACAUUUUACUGUUUUUGCUGUAUUUUGGAUGAAAUAAAUGCAGGCUUGGUGAGCAGAAGAGUCUUUAAAAAACAUUAAAAAUCUUACAGUUCAAAAACUUUUGACUGGUAGUGUAUCUGUAUCUCUAUCUAUAUAAUUACAUUAUUAUUUGAAUGCAAUUAAAAAAAGAACAAUGCUGAAUUAGCAUACUGUAUUUGUACAAGGUAAUGAUUUAAUGAUAACAAUGUUAUUAACAUUUAUGGAUGCAAUAAUUUCAUUAAAAGUAGACUUAUUAAUGGCUUUGUUCCAAUUGAUGUUACAUAUUAACAAACUAGCAUGUGCAAUGUUCACCAAGGCACUGUGACAUGAUGAUUCAUUUGAAAAGGAUUGUUGGGGUUUGUGUAUCCGUCCUCAUUUACUGAUGGACUAACAGUGUUUUUCUCAGAAAUGCAUAUAUGAUUUAGUUUUAUAUAAGAACUAACACAAUCACAUCAUUAUACUGAUGAAAACUGUUCUUGAAGAGCGUUUGUGUUUCACCAAAUCCUGAGGGACCGAACGUGCACAGCUUUGAACAGGACUUCGACUUUUUGAACCAAAGGAAAUGUUACUUUGCAUUACUAAUCAGAUUAAUAAAUGGACCGCCAUGUAUGUUUUUAGCAUAAUUGGUUAUGUUUGGGUUUUAUGCACAUUUUGUGUUUUGAGUACUGACAGCUUUUAGGCUUUUUAAAGCACAUUAAGAGGAAUAGUGUUAAUAUACAGUACAGUGUUUUUAUUUAGACAUUGUGUAGUUAAUGAUUAUAAAUUUAAUACUGUAAUAAUAAUACUGUAUUAAUUUUCAGGUUAAGAAAAGGUUUUUGGGAGGUUUCUUUUGAUUUAUUUUUUUUAGUUGUAUGUUUAUUUUCUCUCCAGCUCUAUGUUCACUAUCAUGAGUAAUAAAUUCACAACUGUGCUGCA
Messenger RNA from Labeo rohita (rohu), 4135 nucleotides. RefSeq names its product heme oxygenase 2b (gene hmox2b). The transcript is spliced from 7 exons. Gene Ontology annotation, biological process: heme oxidation; response to oxidative stress; heme catabolic process. NCBI's taxonomy places the organism in Eukaryota, Metazoa, Chordata, Actinopteri, Cypriniformes, Cyprinidae. The coding region runs from base 319 to 1281 and encodes 320 amino acids. The record is from RefSeq and is a predicted model, not a curated record. Gene Ontology annotation, molecular function: heme binding; heme oxygenase (decyclizing) activity.